This is a messenger RNA of Sturnus vulgaris (Common starling), 2361 nucleotides long. Lineage: Eukaryota; Metazoa; Chordata; Aves; Passeriformes; Sturnidae. The record is from RefSeq and is a predicted model, not a curated record.
AUGCUGAGGACCGAGGCCGGCGGGGCCGGGGGCUCCCCCUCGGCCGGGGGCGCGGCGGGGGCCGGGGGGGGGCUGCGCAGCGCGUCCCCGCACCGGAACGCCUACGAGGCCACCAUCCAGGCCUUGGCUCCCACAAAGGAGGCCGAUGGCGAGGACGGCAAGAAGAGCCGAGGGAAGAAGUAUGGCUCCAACGUGCAUCGGAUCAAGAACAUGUUCCUGCAGAUGGGGACGGCGCCCGGCCCCGAGGGCUCCUGCGACCUGGCCAAGGCCAAGGAGAAGCCGGUGCGCUUGUCCCUGCCCCGGGCCGGCAGCCUCGGCGACAGCGUGGACCAGGGCAACCUCCUCAAGCUGGGCACCAGCGUCUCGGAGCGCGUCAGCCGCUUCGACUCCAAGCCCGACAAACCCUUCUCGAAGCUGCAGGAGACCCGCAAGAUCUUCGAGAGGAGCCCGCAGGAGAAAGCCACCACCACCAAGCUGCUGCUGCGCAAGGAGCGCGCCGGCUUCCAGGACCGCAAGCUGGACGUGGUGGUGAGGUUCAAUGGCAGCACCGAGUCCCUGGACAAGCUGGACGCGGACGCGGUGUCGCCCACCGUGAGCCAGCUCAGCGCCGUGUUCGAGAAGGCCGACCUGAGGAACAACCUGCACAAGGCGCAGGGCAGGGCGGCCGCGCCGCUCAACGCCAAGGUGGUGGCCAAGAGGCCGAGAGUCUUCGCGCCUGGCACCGAGGCCGCUCGCCCGGGUGAUGGCCACGCUGGCCCGGCUCGUGGCCGGCAGCAGGACGAGGAGAAGGAGAAGGCGGCGGGGAAGAGCGGGAGGCCGGCGGAGAAGGAGGCGAGCGCGCCAAGGGUGCAGGAGGUGUGCAAGAUCAAACCCGUGGAGGUGGAGGAGAGCGGAGAGGGCGAGGAGGAGGAGGAGGAGGAGGAAGCAGCCGUGGUGGGUGAAGCGCCUCCCGAACCCCAAGCGGCCAAAGGGGACGAGGGUCCGGCGGCCGCAGCCCCCCGGCUGGACGGGGGCUCGGGGGUGGCCACGGGCGAGGAGGGCGUCAAGGGCGAGCGGGCGGAGGAGGGCGAAGGCUCCGAGGAGGCCAAGAAGGAGGAUUUCUCCGAGGCGGACCUGGUGGACAUAAGUGCCUACAGCGGGCUCGGGGAGGACUCGGGGGGCAGCGGGCUGGAGGAGGAGGAGGAGGCCGAAGGGCUGUACGAGCCCGAGUCGGGCUGCGUGGAGAUCCCGGGGCUGUCCGAGGAAGAGGAGCCCGUCCCCAACCGCAAAAUCCAGUUCAGCACGGCCCCCAUCCAGGUGUUCAGCACUUACUCCAACGAGGAUUACGAUCGCCGCAAUGAGGACGUGGAUCCCAUGGCAGCCUCGGCCGAGUACGAGCUGGAGAAGAGGGUGGAGAGGCUCGACCUCUUCCCCGUGGAGCUGGAGAAAGACUCCGAAGGGCUCGGGAUCAGCAUCAUCGGGAUGGGCGCGGGGGCCGACAUGGGCCUGGAAAAGUUGGGAAUUUUCGUCAAGACGGUGACGGAAGGGGGGGCAGCGCACCGGGACGGCAGGAUCCAGGUGAACGACCUGAUCGUGGAGGUGGAUGGCACCAGCCUGGUGGGGGUCACGCAGAGCUUCGCUGCCUCCGUGCUCAGGAACACCAAGGGCCGUGUCCGGUUCCUGAUCGGGCGGGAGAAGCCGGGCGAGCAGAGCGAGGUGGCUCAGCUGAUCCAGCAGACGCUGGAGCAGGAGCGGUGGCAGCGCGAGAUGAUGGAGCAGCGCUACAGCCAGUACACCGAGGAUGACGAGGAGACCGGGGAAUACGCCACGGACGAGGAGGAGGAGAUGAGCCCCAUGUUCCCCAGCGGGGAAAUGGCCAUCGAGGUGUUCGAGCUGGCCGAGAACGAGGACACGCUGUCCCCCGUGGAGAUGGACCCCGAGAAGCUGGUGCACAAGUUCAAGGAGCUCCAGAUCAAACACGCCGUGACCGAGGCUGAGAUCCAGCAGCUCAAGAGGAAGCUGCAGAGCCUGGAGCAGGAGAAGGCGCGCUGGAGGGCCGAGAAGGCCCAGCUGGAGCAGAGCGUGGAGGAGAACAAGGAGCGCAUGGAGAAGCUCGAGGGGUACUGGAUGGAGGCCCAGAACCUGUGCCAGGCCGUGGACGAGCACCUCAAGGAGACCCAGGCCCAGUACCAGACCCUGGAGAGAAAGUACAGCAAGGCUAAGCGGCUCAUCAAGGAGUACCAGCAGAAGGAGAUCGAGUUCCUGAAGAAGGAGACGGCGCAGCGGCGAGUGCUGGAGGAGUCGGAGCUGGCGCACAAGGAGGAGAUGGAGAAGCUGCAGGAGAAGGUGGGCACGGGGCGCCGGGACGGGGGAUGUCCCUGA